Messenger RNA from Salvelinus namaycush (lake trout), 2071 nucleotides. Its product is annotated as claudin-3-like. The record is from RefSeq and is a predicted model, not a curated record. Gene Ontology annotation, biological process: cell adhesion; bicellular tight junction assembly. Gene Ontology annotation, molecular function: structural molecule activity. Gene Ontology annotation, cellular component: bicellular tight junction; plasma membrane. Bases 174 to 806 code for a protein of 210 amino acids. NCBI's taxonomy places the organism in Eukaryota, Metazoa, Chordata, Actinopteri, Salmoniformes, Salmonidae. The transcript has a single exon.
UCACAGGUACUCAGGCUAAAUUAAAUUAGUUGGUGUCAUUGUCUCUGGCUCUGUCUGGUCUCUUUCUUUCUCACAGAUCCUCUGUCAGAUCCUCUCAGGUCUCUCAGGUGUGACGGAACACGGAGCACUGAACGGAACACAGAAGGAGCUCCAGUAACAUCAGGAUUACCACCAUGUCUGCAGGGUUGGAGUUAGUGGGGAUUGCUCUAUGCGUAUUAGGAUGGAUCAUUGCCAUCGUGUCCUGUACCCUGCCCAUGUGGCGAGUAACGGCCUUCAUCGGCAGCAACAUCGUCACGGCUCAGAUCAUCUGGGAGGGCCUGUGGAUGACCUGUGUUGUCCAGAGCACAGGCCAGAUGCAGUGUAAGGUAUACGACUCCAUGCUGGCUCUCUCCCAGGACCUCCAGGCCGCCAGGGCCCUCACGGUCAUCUCCAUCCUCCUGGCCAUCCUGGCAGUGCUCAUCGCCAUCGCCGGUGCCAAGUGCACCAACUGCAUCGAGGACGAGGCAUCCAAAGCUAAAGUCAUGAUAAUCUCUGGGGUGUUCUUCAUUGUGUCAGGAGUCAUGCAGCUGAUCCCAGUGUCCUGGUCGGCCAACACUAUCAUCAGGGACUUUUACAACCCGCUGCUGACUGAUGCACAGCGCAGAGAGCUAGGGGCAGCGCUCUACAUUGGCUGGGGGGCCUCAGCCCUCAUGAUCCUCGGGGGAAGCCUCCUCUGCUACUCCUGUCCCCCUCGGGAGUACAACCCCUCACAGAUGGCAUACUCUGCCCCAGGUGGGCCCGGGUUCCAGAGAAAAGACUAUGUGUGAUGGGACGAUGGAUGGGACAAGGACUAUUUAUGUAACAGCCAAAAACGUUAUUCUACACCUGUUUCUAAUGGUGUGUCUAAGAAAGGGCUUCAUGAAUCCCAAGGAGACUCCGUGAUGAAGGGAUGUGUUUGUUUUGGCUUUUUUUUACCAUUGUUUUGUUGGAUUUGUCUAUGUGUGUACAUUAUUUGUCUCUGUAAUAUCUAUUCUGAAAGGAAAGCAUAGAAGUUCUGGCUGUGUAAGAAAAACAUUUUAGAAGGAUCAUGUACUUUCCAUUUGAGUUUAGUGAGAACAAAGGAAAUGAAGAAUAAGAUCAGUAGUUAUUAAAUGUAUGAAUUAUUAAAAAGUUUUAAGGGUUGGAUUAUUGGUGAGCUAUGCAUAUUCAUUGAAACUAUAUCAAGCUCAUUUAAAAACAUUCACAAGCCUCAUAUAAUUAUUUACAUAAUGUUUGUACUUUUAUGAAUAUUCCUCUCUAAGAUGUUAGUCAUUGAGUCCAUUAAUAUAUUAAAUCACUAACAUUUAAUUAUUUUCCUAGCUUCAGGCAACUACGCUACAUCAAAUGAUAUCUUGUAGAAUAUUCAAUCAUUAUCUUCUCAUUGACAUCUCUAUGUUAUUGGCUCUGAGGCAUUGCUUAGGCUUCAGAAACUAAGGAACACUGUUAAAAAGACAACAUUUGACUGAUGCUUUCACAAAAAGAUAGAGGUGGAAAGGUUUUUAUUUUACUGCAAGAAUACAGUAGAGUACAAAUCCAGUAUGUACACAUCGUUUUUUAAGGAACUAUGUUUCUUUUUAUGUAGGAUUUUUUUUAUGUUGGGAAAUGUUGUAUAUUUUUUCCCAGAUCAUUUGUGAGAGAGAUGCAUUUGUUUGAUGGUGAUGUUCUAUCAUCAGUGUUAAGGGUGUGAUUGUGUGAUGUACUCAUCUGUUUGGACCCCAGCAAGAGUAGUGGCUGCCUUGGCAACAGCUAAUUGGAAUCCAACUAAAAUACUAAAUACUACUAACAUACAGAGUACUGUAUCUGUACUGAAUGCUGUCACCUGAACUCCAGGCAGAUGACAGAUGUAUUAAACAGAGGGUGGAUAGCAGUGCACAGAGGGAAUGGGGAACAGGUUGGGAGCAGACAAACUGAAGGCCUCAGUGUUUUGGGGCAAUGAGGAGUAAUGGGGGCAUUGUGCACCUGUGUCCAGCCAGAACAGUGCUAAUGUUUGUGUUAGUCCUGCAGUGUUAACUGCACAUCACCUGUUUUUUAUUAAUAAAGAUAGUUGUUGUUU